Messenger RNA from Sesamum indicum (sesame), 5301 nucleotides. The record is from RefSeq and is a predicted model, not a curated record. Lineage: Eukaryota; Viridiplantae; Streptophyta; Magnoliopsida; Lamiales; Pedaliaceae.
UGUAGUCUCACGUGGGGCGCACGUGUUCUCCAUUGUUGUCAAACGAACAGGGCACAGCAGCAGAUGCAGAUCUGUCGUCUCAGUCUCUCUUUCUCCCAAAGUUACAGAAACUGAAGGUGGUCUGCGGAUCCCAUACAUACUGCGAAGGGGGGGUAGAAAUAGAGAAGACGAAGAACUCGCUGUGGUAGCAAUUUGGAGAUGGCGGCCUUCAUGACGGUUCUAGAGUCUGAUCUAAGGGCUCUUUCGGCGGAGGCUCGCCGCCGUUAUCCCUCCGUCAAAGACGCCGCUGAACAUGCAAUCUUGAAGCUGAGAUCGAUGGCCAGCCCGGAUGAGAUUGCCCACAAUGAGGAUAUUUUGAGGAUAUUUUUGAUGGCUUGUGAAGUUAAAAAUGUUAAGCUAAGUGUGAUUGGUCUGUCAUGUCUGCAAAAGCUCAUUUCUCACGAUGCCAUUGCCCCUUCUGCUUUGAAGGAAAUCCUUUUCACUCUCAAGGAACAUGGUGAGAUGGCAGAUGAGAGCAUUCAACUCAAGACCUUGCAAACUAUACUCGUAAUAUUUCAAUCCCGUCUACGACCUGAUAAUGAGGAGAACAUGGCUCAUGCGCUCGGUAUCUGUCUCCGACUCCUUGAAAACAAUAGGUCAUCUGACAGUGUGAGGAAUACGGCUGCAGCAACAUUCAGGCAAGCAGUAGCGUUGAUAUUUGAUCAUGUGGUUUGCGCAGAGUCACUGCCUGCUGGCAAAUUUGGUUCUGGAGGAUACGUCUCUCGAACCAAUUCCGUUACUAGUGAUGUUAGUCGCAACAUAAAGCGCUUAGAUAGGUUGCUGGAGUUGGAAGUUAUUUCUGGAGAGCCAUCAUUAAUGAGGGAGACACUUACUAAACCUGGGAAACUUGGGCUUUGCUUACUCGAGGACUUGACAACUCUUGCUGCAGGUGGAUCUGCUAUUUGGUUACGUGUUGGUUCCAUUCAGCGGUCAUUUGCACUUGACUUACUUGAGUUCGUAUUAUCUAAUUAUGUGGUACUCUUCAGGACUUUGAUUCCUUUCGAACAGGUUCUGCGCCACCAAAUAUGUUCACUUCUCAUGACAUCACUUCGUACAAACUCUGAGAUUGAAGGGGAACUAGGAGAGCCUUAUUUCCGCCGCCUGGUUUUGCGAUCUGUAGCUCAUAUCAUCAGACUUUAUAGUUCAUCCCUGACUACUGAAUCUGAGGUGUUUCUCAGUAUGCUAGUGCGAGUUAUAGCUAUGGAUUUACCACUGUGGCAUCGGAUUCUGGUCCUUGAAAUCUUGAGGGGGUUCUGUGUGGAAGCACGCACCUUGCGUAUUCUUUUUCAGAAUUUUGACCUGCAUCCCAACAACUCAAAUAUAGUUGAAGGCAUGGUAAAGGCUCUUGCUCGGGUUGUUUCCAGUGUCCAGUACCUAGAAACUGGUGAGGAGAGCCUUGCAGCUGUUGCAGGCAUGUUUAGCAGUAAAGCCAAAGGUAUUGAGUGGAGCUUGGAUAAUGAUGCAUCAAAUGCUACUGUCUUGGUUGCAAGUGAAGCUCAUGCUAUUACUUUGGCAAUUGAGGGUAUACUGGGAGUUGUUUUUGCUGUUGCCACUUUGACUGAUGAGGCAGUGGAUGAUGGCGAAAAUCAGCUUGAGUCCCCCAGGUGUGAUACUGAUCCAACCAGAAACUAUACUGGGACAACUGCAACACUUUGUAUGUCGAUGGUUGAUUCGAUGUGGUUAACAAUACUAGAUGCUUUGUCCCUGAUACUAAUGAAGUCACAGGGUGAGGCUAUUAUAUUGGAGAUAUUGAAAGGUUACCAAGCAUUUACGCAGGCAUGUGGAGUUCUUCAUGCUGUAGAACCUUUAAAUUCUUUUCUUGCGUCCCUUUGCAAGUUCACAAUUUAUAUCCCCAAUGAAGCUGAAAAGAGGAGCAUAAUACUAUCUCCUAGUUCAAAACGGGCUGAACAAUUAGUUGACCAGAGAGAAGGCAUUGUUCUUACUCCAAAAAAUGUGCAGGCUCUCAGGACUCUCUUCAAUAUAGCUCAUAGAUUACAGAAUGUAUUGGGUCCUUCUUGGGUUUUGGUUUUGGACACUCUAUCUGCUCUUGACCGAGCAAUUCAUUCUUUACAUGCAACAACACAGGAGGUUCCCACAGUCCCUAAACUAUCUAGAGAUUCAUCUGGGCAAUAUAGUGAUUUUAAUGUUCUCUCGUCACUGAAUUCUCAGCUUUUCGAGAGCUCGGCUUUGAUGCAUGUGGCAGCUGUUCAAUCGCUUCUUUCUGCUCUGCGUCAGUUGUCGCGUCAAUCUAUGGCAACAACUUUGAGUAGCAUUGGGCAGACAUCAAAUCAGAAAGUCGGAAGCAUUAGUUUUUCUGUGGAGAGAAUGCUAUGUAUCCUCAUCAGUAAUCUUCAUCGGGUGGAACCAUUAUGGGAUGAGGUAGUUGGUCAUUUCCUUGAGCUUGCUGAUAGUUCAAAUCCACAACUACAAAGUAUGGCUCUUGAUGCAUUGGAUAAAGCCAUAUGUGCUGUCUUAGGUUCUGAUCAGUUUCAGAAUACUUCAUCAAAAUCUCUUGAUGCAUCAAAUGAUCUACAUGACCAAUCAAUGUUCAGAAUGGAAUGUGCUGUCAUCUCUCCAUUAAAUGAUCUUUAUUCUCUAUCACAAAAUUUUGAUGUUCGUGCCGGAUCUCUGAAGAUUCUUGUGCAUGUUUUGGAGAGGCAUGGUGAGAAGUUACGCUACAGUUGGCCAAAUAUUCUUGAAAUGUUAAGGUCUGUAGCUCUUGCAUCAGAGAAGGAUCUGAUUGCACUCGGAUUCCAGAGCCUUCGUGUGAUAAUGAAUGAUGGGCUGCCCACUAUACCUGCUCAAUGCGUCCAGGAAUGUAUUGAUGUAGCUGGGGCAUACAGUGCUCAGAAGACUGAGUUGAAUAUAAGUCUGACAGCUAUAGGUCUAUUAUGGACGGCUACUGACUUCAUUGUGAAAGGGCUUACACGUUCGAGUGAAGAAGGAUUUGUAACAGAUCAAAGAAAUUAUGUAAAGAAAGAAGAGGCAACUCCUGAGUCUCAUGAGAAAGUUACUGAUGCGACGUACCUGGCUAAUACUGUUGAACGUGACAAGUUGCUUUUUUCUGUAUUUUCGUUACUUCAUAAGCUGGGAGCUGAUGAGAGACCAGAGGUUAGGAACUCAGCUAUAAGGAUGCUUUUCCAAACUCUUGGAAGUCACGGGCAGAAGCUUUCAAAGAGCAUGUGGGAAGAUUGUCUUUGGAAUUAUGUUUCCCCUACAUUAGAUCAUGCGUCUCACUUGGCUGCGACCUCGUCAAAAGAUGAAUGGCAAGGUAAAGAACUUGGAACUCGCAAAGGAAAAGCAGUGCACAUGCUUAUACAUCAUAGUCGAAAUACAGCUCAGAAGCAAUGGGAUGAGACACUUGUGCUGGUGCUUGGUGGAAUUACCCGGAUUCUACGAUCCUUUUUUCCUUUCCUUAGAAGUUUAAGGAACUUUCAGUCUGGAUGGGAGUCUUUGCUUGUCUUCGUCAAGAACAGCAUUUUAAAUGGUAGUAAAGAAGUUGCUCUUGCUGCAAUAAAUUGUUUACAGUCAACCGUAGUUUCUCAUUCUCCAAAGGGAAAUCUGCCAGUAACAUACAUUAGGUCCAUACUUGAUAUUUAUGAGGAUGUUCUUCAGCAGUCACACAAGAGUAGUGAUCAUUAUGUUGGCAAAGUGAAGCAGGAGAUUUUACAUGGGCUUGGAGAAGUAUAUGCACAAGCUCAAGGGAUGUUCGACAAUGACAUGUAUAAACAGUUGAUAUUGGUCAUAGAUUCAGCAGUUAAAGAAGCCAGAACCACGAAUAGUAACUUUGAAGCAGAAUAUGGUCAUGUACCACCAGUGCUACGGAUUAUACUCGAAAUCUUACCGCAAUUACGUCCAGCAGCUCACCUUAGUUCAAUGUGGAUGCUCCUCCUCACAAAUUUACUGCAAUAUCUUCCAGCAGCUGAUGCCUUGUUGGAUGAAAAUGGAGAUGAUGCCAAACCAGCGGGUAACAGCAAUCAUAUUCCUGAGAAGAAAAGAGAAGGGUCAAUCCUUAAGGUUAAAUUGGCAUCACCUACAAUGGGUUACAACACAUAUAAAUUGUUCGCAGAGAGGCUUGUACCUGUGCUUGUUGAUCUUUUUGUACAAGCUCCAGUUACAGAAAAGUAUAACAUUUUUCCAGGUGUAAUUCAAAGUCUGGGAAGGUGUAUGACAACAAGAAGAGAUGAUCCUGACGGCACACUUUGGAAACAAGCUGUUGAUGGCUUUCACCGCAUUCUGAUUGAUGAUGUUAGAAAACUUAAACCAACUCCUGGAACAGAUCUAACUAUUACUAGAUCUUCGAGAAUACAUGUAUGGAAAGAAGUAGCUGAUGUCUAUGAAUUAUUCUUAGUGGGGCACUGUGGUCGUGCGCUACCUUCCAACACACUCUCAGCAACGGCUCAACAGACUGAUGAGUCUCUUGAGAUGAACAUCCUAGAGGUUCUGGGGGACAAGAUUCUUAGAUCAGAGAGUGAUAUACCUCCAGAUAUUCUGCAAAGGCUGAUUUCUACGCUCGAUCGAUGUGCAUCCCGUACUUGUUGUUUGCCCCUCGAAACUGUUGAGCUUAUGCCUCCUCAUUGCAGCAGAUUCUCUUUGACAUGCUUGCAGAAGUUAUUUUCUCUGAGCGGCUAUGAAGUAAGUGAUUGGAAUUCGGCCAGAUCUGAAGUUAGCAAAAUUUCAAUUAGGACACUCAUGUCCAGAUGUGACUUCAUAUUAAGAAAAUUCUUGGCAGAUGAGAAUGACAUGGGUAAGCAUUCCUUGCCUACAGCAAGGCUGGACGAAGUUAUAUUUGUACUCCAAGAGCUUGCCAAUCUUGUUAUUCAUCCAGAAACAGCAUCCUCUCUUCCUUUGCAUCCUUACUUGCAGGAGGGUGUCACUUUGGAGAACCUGAGAAGGCGUUCGCAUUUGCUGGUUUUAUUUCCAUCAUUUUGUGAACUUGUUGUAUCAAGGGAAUUGAGGGUUAGAGAGCUUGUUCAAGUAUUGCUUCGGCUCAUCACAGCAGAAUUGGGUUUGCAAAAGCUUGACUUCAAUGGUUAGCAAUCAGGUUUGCCCUGGUUAGCAAACAGUGACGAACUUCUGUUUGUUAUAAGUCUGCUUGUGGACAUUUAGAUAGGUUAUAGAUGAGGAAAUUUUCUGUCUUCCUCCACAUCAAAUGUUACAUGUACGGAACAGAGGAAUGAUAUCUAAGGGACAUUCUUUUCUCCUGUUGUAUUCAACUACACAAAAGAUAUAUAUUAUUUACUUACAACUUUUAGCAAUUUC